AUGUGCCGUUGUUUGAUGAACAACGUCCUGUCUCAUCUCACAUUGCGAAAUGUAACAGAGUUACCACAUGGAGAGGAGGCCUCGGAGCUGCUCAGUUGUGACGUCUGGAAGGAACCUCUGCCUCUUGGUUCGGAGCGGUUGAGAGCGUUGCUGCGGAUCAACAACUUCAGAGACGAGCUGCGCGCCCUCAGGCACCACUUUCUGGGCACCAGAGAGCUCAGGGUGGUGACAGCGACAUGGAACGUGGCGGGCAUAUCGGACCCGCCUGCCCACCUGGACCUCACGGACUGGCUCUCCCUGCAGCAACCAGCCGACAUCAUCGCCAUCGGCUUCCAGGAGAUAGUCCCGCUGAGCACGGGCAGUGUGUUGGGGAUGGACUCAGAGGAAGCAGUGGGGCAAUGGGAGGCCCUCGUGCGCCGCCAGCUCAACACCGCCGCUGCUAAGGCUGCCAAGAAGGCUGCUGCUAAGGCUGCUUCCAGAGAGUCUUGCAAGGCUGAUGAACCCGUCGAGGGGAAGGUCGAUGGGGCAGAGCAGGCAGUGGCAGACGGAGGCAGCAGGGCUGGAGCUGGUGAUGAUGAGACUAGCAGCAUGACCAGCAGCAGCAGCUUCCGCUUUCCCUCUGCUUCUGACGCCUCCAAAGGGUCACUUGAUGAGAGUGCUGCUGCUGCUGUGGCUACAGAGUCACAUGGCGGUGCUGCUGCUGCUGCCUCCAUGAGUCCAGCUGAUUCUAGCGCUGCUGCUCCUGCUACAGCUGAGUGGGAGGGGGAUGCUCUGCAGCAGGGGGAACAUGCAGAUAAGGCACCCCUGGAUAAGAUCCUGCCUGAAGAUUUGAUCAGUGUGCCGCUCACUCCUGCUGAGCCCAUCUUUGCAGAUGGAGGUGGAUAUGGUGGGGAGGGGGGUGGCGUUGGGGGGGAGGAGAGGGGGGAUGUGCGAGAGAGUGAGGGGGGGAUGGUAGGGGGGAAGUCUGGGGAAGGGGAAGGCGCAGGAGUGGAUGGGGCGACGGGAGGGGAAGAGGAGGGAAGGGGAGGGGAGAUGGAGGAGGAGUGGGAGGGAGGGGAGGUGGAGGAGGCUUAUGUGAAAGUGGCAGGGCGGCAGAUGGUGGGGGUCUAUCUGAUGGUGUGGGCGCGCAAGGGACUGAGGAGGCACAUUCAUAGCGUCAAGGCCAGCACUGUGGGCUGUGGGCUCAUGGGCAUUCUUGGCAACAAGGGCUCUGUUGCAAUAAGCAUGUCGGUGCACGAAACCUCAUUCACCUUCAUCUGCGCCCAUCUCAACGCGGGGGAGGAGCGCGCCGACGCUGCCCGCCGCACAUUUGACUUCCUCGAGAUUCUUCGCCGCACCGCCUUCCCCAGAGAGCUGCCGGACCCAUGGACAGCCAGGCUGGCAGAGACCAUCACGGAACACGAUCGCGUAUUCUUCUUUGGAGAUCUCAACUACCGCCUCGAGCUGCCGGAUUUGGAGGCGCGUGCACUGCUGGCCAAGCGUGACUGGGAGGCGCUGCUGCAGCACGACCAGCUGCGGUGGGAACUGUCAGAGGGAGGCGCACUCCCAGGGUGGCGAGAGGGUCCCAUCUUCUUUGCCCCGACCUACAAGUAUGCAGCGGGCAGCAACCGGUACGUGGGGGAGGACGAGGAGGACGGGGAGAAGCGCCGAACCCCCGCCUGGUGUGACCGGGUCCUCUGGUACGACUCGGGGGACGCCACUGACAGCCUCCCCCCCACCAGCAUCAGCAUCCCCAGCCCCAGCACCACCACCACCACCACCGGGAUCGCCAGCAGUGGCAGCAUGAGCAGCAUGGGGGGGUAUGCGAGUGAUGCCUUGCAACUGGUGUCGUACUCGCGGGCGGAGUUGGCGCUGUCGGACCAUCGGCCGGUGGCGGCGGUGUUUGCAGUGCAGGUGGAGGCGGUGGAGAGAGAGAGGUUUGAUGCUGCCGUGGCUGUGGCGUGCCGGCAGCUGGACGAGCGGCAGCAGCUCGCCAUUCCGCAUUUCUCUCUCAGCGCUCAUGCCGUGGAAUUCGGAGAGGUGCCCUACGCCUCUGUAAUCCGGCGAACCAUAGAGCUGCACAAUCUCGGCACGGUGCCCGCGCACUUCUCCGUGGCCCCGGCAGGCAGCACAGACACCGCUGCCCCCGGCCCUGCAGGGGGGUGCGGGGCAUGGGUGGUGGCAGAACCAGCAGCAGGGGCAGUGGCACCAGGCCACACAGUGACUCUCAGCCUGCACACCUGGGUGGCUGUGCCGGGCACGCGGGUGGAUUUGUUGGUGGAUCGCGGGGGGCUGCUGGAUUUGAUUUUGGUGGUCGCGAUUGCGGGCGGCGGGGACCUGUUUGUGGCGUGCUCUGGGAGCUACGUGCCGUCCUGCUGGGGCCUGCGCCUGGAGGCCCUAGCAGGUCUCAAGGACCCCAUCCGCUCGCUCUCUCUCGACGCCAUCGCCACACGCCAGCGAUCCUCCCUCCGCCACAGCCGACCUACAGCUGCUGGCAGCAUCCCAGAAGCCUCCGAAACUGACAACGCCGAUGACGACGAUAACUCCGCUUCUGCAGGCGGGGAGGACGAUCGGCCAUUAGGAGCAGCGGCACGGGCAGCAGCUGGAAACCCAUCCCAUGCAUCAGACGCGUUUGAGGUGCCCAAGGAGGUGGCUCGCAUGCUCACCUUCCUUCUGGACUCUGGCCAGGACAUCUCCUCCGCCUUUGACCCCAUCGCUCUCGGCAUCGACCUCUCUCUUGACCAGGACGACAGCACCCGUGCGCCCCCCUUCCCCUCCUCGCACUCCACCCCGCACGGGCACCCUCACUCGCUCUCGCACGCUCGCAGCGCGAGUCUCUCGUCCGAUGUGCUGUCUGCUGCGGUUAGUUCCCUCUCCACCACCCCGGAAAGCAGCUUCAAUAGCAACCCUGGCAGCAGCAGCAGCUCUGGCGGCAGCAGCAGCUUCGCCAGGAGCAGCAGCAGUGCUGGGGCUGGUGCAGGCGGUGUGCUGCCUCAGCUAUCCCGCACCUUGAGUCGGGGCGGGGUGGCAGGGCUCUCUACCGCUGCUGCUCUGGCUGUAGCUGCUGCUGCUGGCGCUGUGGGUGCCGCAGCAGGGGCAGUGGGCGCUGCUGCAGCAGACCUCGCAGCAGGAGGAGCCACGGCAGCAGGAGGAGGCGGAGCAGGAGGAGCAGGGGCAGGAGGAGCAGGAGGAGCAGGGGCAGGGGAAGGGGACGGGCCAGGGUCGACUCAGUUCCUAGCGGCCAAGGCAGCAGCACUGGGUGCAGUAGCUCAGGAGCUGCAGAUUGCACCCAUCCGUCUCGCACUCGACACCGGCACACCCUUCCCCACCGAAACCUCCCCGCUUACCAUGGCUCGUGCGCUCGUCUCGUUCCUCUUAGCCCUUCCUGAGCCUAUUAUUCCCCCGAGUGUGGGGGAGGAGGUGGCGUGUAGGGAGGGGUGGGCAAGGGGUGCUGCGGCUACGCUGCUGGCGGAGCGGUUGGGUGCGGUGCAGCUGGGUGUGGUGGACUCGUUGCUGGCUCUCAUCCAGGCGCUGCUGCGGAACCGCAUUGCGAAUCGACUCGCCAUUCAUGAGCUGGGCACCUAUUGCUUAUGCGAAAGCCUGCCUGUUGUGUUUUAG
Messenger RNA from Closterium sp. NIES-65, 3597 nucleotides. The record is from the annotation of a GenBank genome assembly. Lineage: Eukaryota; Viridiplantae; Streptophyta; Zygnematophyceae; Desmidiales; Closteriaceae.